This is a messenger RNA of Carcharodon carcharias (great white shark), 3016 nucleotides long. RefSeq names its product legumain-like. Lineage: Eukaryota; Metazoa; Chordata; Chondrichthyes; Lamniformes; Lamnidae. The transcript has 5 exons. Bases 150 to 560 code for a protein of 136 amino acids. The record is from RefSeq and is a predicted model, not a curated record.
ACGGGAAAGCGGUCCAUCCCCGCCCUAAGCGCGGUGCAUUGUGGGGAUUGAAUUCCCACCUGUCAAUCAGGCCGCAAAGCCGGGGAGAGGCUGCGUACAACAACAGGCGUCUCUUGAGCACCCAGUACUGGUAGAGAUUCAGAGCGACAAUGGCUGGAAAGGAGGCUGUAGCACAGUGUGAUGUACCUGUUACCAUCCUUGAGAAUCGGAUCAAAGCUGCCAAGGACCCUGAGGAGAUGGCAAAGCUUCAGAAAGACCUGGACCAGCUCCUUGAGACAAGAGAGCUGAUCCGACAGACAGUGCAGCAGAUCGUUAGACUGGCUAUGGACUCCGAAGAACAGGCCGAACGCGUGCUAACCACAAACCAGCGCCUCACAGAGCGGGAAAACUAUUAUGCUGUGGUGGAGUAUUUCCGGGUUCACUGCUUCGACUGGCACAAGCGAGAGUACGAGUAUGCUCGUCACCAGCUGAGCGCCUUCGUCAAUCUGUGUGAGGAGCGGGUCCCACUGGCACGGAUCAAGGAAACCAUUGACCAAGUGAGUGAGAAGCUGAAGAAAUGACAAUGUGGAACCCCCUCCCCUCCAUUUAGUUGAGACCAGGAUCUCCCUCUCUCAACUCCUUGUGUCUUCCAAUUAGAGUCAAAACUUUUAAAGCUGGUAGCUUCUCUCUCUCUCUCUGGUGCUGCUGGUUAGACGACAUUAUUCAGAAUAACUGGACAGGGGAUCGCUACAGACCAGCAAAUCACUUGAUGCAAACUGCAAAGAACCCUAAUACUUUUUAGUCUAUAAAAUGUGCACUGAAAGUAUGAACACUUAGUAUUUAUAAAGCAAAUUACAUUAUAUACAUGCUUUGUUAUUUUAAUACAUGCUCAUUAGUAAUGGUGCUGAUCAAGCUCAAGGUCACUAGAUAUGCCGAAAGACAGAGUUAAAACCAUCUUCCAUGCCCAUUGUACGCUGCAGUUUACAGUUUAGGUCCUGUAUUGAUGGUCUGAAAGAUAAACAGCUUGGUUACCUGAUGGAUGCACCAGUCAGCUAGCUCGAUCACUCAGCUUCAAGGAUCAGUUUGCUUUUGGUACAAAGGUCUUUUGUUGUUACUGGGACACUGUCUUUAUGUAGAUGAUGAACUUCUUUGGAAGGGUAGAGGAGAAGUUUACUCUUUCACAGUGAAAGCAUGAGGCUGUUGAUUCGGUGAAUGGUGUCAUUCCAUUGUCCAUUUUCAAACAAAUGAAAAUAUUUCAGGAAAAUCACUUUUUGAAGAUUGUGUCACUUUAAAAUGCCAACAUUUUCAGGAACAUGAAAAAUGUAUUGGGGUCAAAUAUCCUUUUCCUUUUUGAUUAUUUUUUAUCAUAUUCUGUGAUGUCAUCUCUUUCCAAAAAUGCAUCCAGUUUCUUUGCCAAUUCAUUUUUACCAGCUCCUUUAGUUGUUUCAUUAAAUUCAUUAACUCUUUGAGUGAACACGUUUUGCCCAGCGUUUCUUCUCUGUGUAUGCAGAUUCUAUCUUUCUAUGAAUUGGGCUCUCUAAUUUUUAAUUUGGGUCUCUGGAUAUUUGAACUUUUCAUUGCAGUUGACAUUUUGCCUGGCUGAGCUUCACACUUCAGCUUCAUUCUCGAAAAUUUUGAUUCAAUCAAAGUCUCUUUUCAAACAGGCCCAAUCUUUCCUCUUCACUUGGUGGCAGGGAUCCCAUUGGACUGUCCACAUCACCUUCCCAUUCCUCAGAUUACACAACAAAGAUGCAGAAUGAGAAAAGGCCAUUCAGCCCAUCAAGUUUAUUCCACUUGAGUCCAUGCCUGAUUGGAUUAUCAAGAACCUCUGUCCCACAAUACCUGUCAACGUCCCCAAAUUAGAAGGCAUCAAUUUCCUUCAUCGAGCUCCCUCAGCGAUUUAAAAACAAUCAGUGCCAUUAAUAUCUCUCUAACCGUUCAAUCUCCAUUCUCAACAGAUAUGGACACAGCUCAAAUUAAAUGUCAGUUGGUCCCAAAUCAAACCUCUGGGGAACUAUUUCUAAUCUUGUACCUUGUAGCCUAGGAAUGCAGUAUCGUGACCAAAUUGCCCAGUUUGGUCUACUUUACUCUGCCCACAUUGCCCAGCCUGGUUUAUUUGAAUGAGUGUAGAACUAGAGGUUUGAGCAAGUUAAACAGUUCAUUUAUUUCCACCUCUUUGAUACCUUUCAUUAGUUUGAAGGGUGUGUCAUGUCUCCUUUGAACACCUUUAAUUAUUGUACCUAACCUUGUUCUUCUCUGCACUAGUCCCUGAGCCCUUAUUGUACCUGUAGAAUUUGUGCUUUAGCUCAUAUGAAGCCUCUGAUACUCUGGUAGAAAAUAUCCUAUAUUUUGGAAACUGCUAUAACAGUUUCAUAGAUAUGCAAAAAAAACUUCUUUUCAAAAUUUUGUGCUGACCUUCAUUUCUCCCUCAUCCUUCACAUCCACAAUGUAAACCAACCCAAUUCAUCUGACACCCACCAUCGAGCUCUUUUUAAAACUCUUUUAAAUACUGUUACCUUUUCUGAUACCAAUUUCUAUUCUAUAGGUUUUGGGGUUGGUUAGGACACAUCAUCUAGGCUAACAAUUCAGGGCACUACUGAGAGAGUGCUGUUUUGGUGAAAGUGUCAUCUUGCAGGUGAGAUGCUGAAUCGACCUAUUGAGAUGAAUGUAAAAUAUCCCGUGGAAAUAUCUGAAGUGUAAAGCAGGAAUUCCUGGAUGAUAUUCAUCCCUCGACCAACAAGACUGAUUUACUGGUCUUUCAUCCCAUCUGCUGUUUAUUGGACCUUGCUGUGUGCAAACAUUUCCCUAUAGUGACCACACUUUAGAAGUAAUUAAUUAUCUGGAAAGCACUUUAGGAUACCCCAGGGUCAUGAAUAUUAAAUAAAUGUAAAGCUCACUAGCUUAGUUUUAAGUAAAUUAAAUGACUUGGCAAUUGUUCCAAUUGGUUUUAUUUGUGUUGUUCUUCAAUCUUUUAUUCAUUGACCUACUAACUGCAUUUUAAGUUUUAAAAAACAAUUAAAACUUUUAAAUACUUGGA